AUGAAUAACGAAUACGACUAUUUAUUCAAAUUAUUAUUAAUCGGUGAUUCCGGUGUUGGUAAAUCCAGUUUAUUAUUGAGAUUUGCUGAUGAUACAUUUACUCCAGAUUAUAUCUCAACUAUUGGAGUUGAUUUCAAAAUUAGAACUAUUGAAUUAGAUGGAAAAACAAUCAAAUUACAAAUUUGGGAUACAGCUGGUCAAGAAAGAUUUAGAACAAUCACAUCAUCCUAUUACCGUGGUGCUCAUGGUAUCAUUAUUGUAUAUGAUGUUACUGAUCAAGAAUCAUUUAAUAAUGUCAAACAAUGGUUACAAGAAAUUGAUCGUUAUGCCACAGGUGGAGUAAUGAAAUUAUUAGUAGGUAACAAAGCCGAUUUAUCCGAUAAGAAGAUUGUUGAAUAUACUGCUGCUAAAGAAUUUGCUGAUGCUUUAGAUAUACCAUUUUUGGAAACCUCAGCACUUUCAUCUACAAAUGUUGAACAAGCAUUCUAUACCAUGGCAAGACAAAUCAAAGCUCAAAUGACUACUGCAGCAGGUAAUACUGGUAACGCUAAGGGUAAGUCAAACGUCAACUUAAGAGGUGAAUCCUUAACAUCUAACCAAUCUAGUGGGUGUUGUUAA
Hemisphaericaspora subhashii is the source of this 618-nucleotide messenger RNA. RefSeq names its product Rab family GTPase (gene YPT1). Gene Ontology annotation, biological process: protein secretion; regulation of exocytosis. Bases 1 to 618 code for a protein of 205 amino acids. The record is from RefSeq and is a predicted model, not a curated record. The transcript has a single exon. Gene Ontology annotation, molecular function: GTP binding; GTPase activity. NCBI's taxonomy places the organism in Eukaryota, Fungi, Ascomycota, Pichiomycetes, Serinales, Debaryomycetaceae.